ACUAGUAGUUUUCCCUCCUCUUCAACUUCCUUCAUUCCCCCGUCUUUCUUUCUCUCUCUUCCCCACAAAAGCAAAAAUAACCCCCCAAAUUUCUGCUUCAAGCAACCCAAACCACCCUCUUCAAUAAUACAGUAUUCAAUUACUUCACCACCCUCUCAGAUCUCACACCUUUCAACUCCCUUUUCUGUUUAUUUCAGCAACCUAAUAUUUUCCCAUAAAUUUUCGAACAAGUCCCAGCUCAAUUAGAUCUCUUCAUUUCUUUUCUGCUUGAACUAAAAUUUUAGUGAUUUUAGGGGGUUUUCGUUGAUUUUUUUUUGAUGAGUUUUAAGUAUAAUGCUGGGUUGUUUCUCAUUGGAACUGUUGUUGUCAUUUGGGUUUCCUCUGCAGAAGUUACCCAGGACAUAUAUAAUGCAUAUAGACAGCCGUUUGCAGUGACAUAUCUUGGAGCAUCUCUGAUGGUGGUUUACCUUCCCAUAUCCUAUAUUAAAGAUUGGUUUUAUCGUAAAAUGAAGAAUUGCUCUUCAAGGAAUGGGAAACUUGUUGAAACUGUGAAAGAUUCUGUGGACAUACUUGAUUCUCCUCUUAAGUACGUUGAGCAGAAAAUCUGUGCAAUGGAACUCGAGGGGAAUCCCGUAAAAAAGGACAGUGACUUAAACCUUUCUUUGGGAGAAGAAAAACCUUUUCUAGAUGAUGGUUUGAGGAAGUCGGAGAGGGAGCUCAGCAAAUGGGAAAUUGUUAGAUAUGGAUUAUACCUUGCCCCUCUUUGGUUUGCUGUUGAGUAUCUUUCAAAUGCUGCCUUGGCACGUACUAGUGUUGCAAGUACAACAGUCUUAUCCUCGACCUCUGGGCUUUUUACUCUUUUCAUCGGAGUGCUCCUUGGAGAGGAUUCAUUGAAUAUGGCCAAGGUUGUUGCUGUAUUUGUUAGCAUGUCCGGUGUUCUCAUGACAACUCUGGGGAAAACUUGGGCCGCGGAUGAGUCGCAACUUAGUAGUUCAAGUGAUGGACAACGUUCACUUACGGGGGAUCUUUUUGGGCUUCUCUCAGCUAUGUCAUAUGGGCUAUUCACCGUGCUGCUGAAAAAGUUUGCUGGUGAGGAAGGAGGAAAAGUGGAUGUUCAGAAACUUUUUGGAUACAUUGGUUUCUUUACUCUAAUAGCCCUUUGGUGGCUUGUGUGGCCGUUGACGAUUUUAGGAAUUGAACCAAAGUUCACUAUUCCCCACUCUGCUAAAACAGAUGAAGUUGUUCUUGCCAACGGACUAAUUGGAAGCGUUCUCUCUGAUUACUUUUGGGCAUUAUCUGUUGUAUGGACAACUCCACUAGUUGCAACUUUGGGUAUGUCACUCACGAUCCCACUUGCGAUGUUGGCUGACAUGGUUAUACAUGGUCGGCAUUAUUCCACAGUCUAUGUUCUUGGCUCUGUCCAGGUAUUUGGCGGAUUUGUAAUUGCUAAUAUUUCGGAUUGGUGCUCGAAGAGGCUGGGUUUAUAGCAUGCAGGAAUUACAGUUAGCUCAGUCUCUCAAAUUCUUUUGUCUCGUCAUCAGCUUUAAUUGCUCUUUGUGCGAGAAUUGUCAUAAAAAGGAGUAUGAUCCCCUAAGGGGUAAUAGGCAUUUGCACAGAAUAGAAAAAACAGAAUAAUAUACUCUAAAUCAUGUCUUGGUGAAAUAUGAAAAGAAAUACGAAGCGUAGUCAUUAAGAUUAGUUACUAAAAAAUCGGUUUGUGUAUGGGUCUUGCACCCUGUGUAUAUACAUUGUUAUUGUACUAAUCUGGAAAUACAAAUUCAACUCAGUUUUGUGUCAAA
Molecule: messenger RNA, 1799 nt
Organism: Spinacia oleracea (spinach)
Lineage: Eukaryota; Viridiplantae; Streptophyta; Magnoliopsida; Caryophyllales; Amaranthaceae
Exons: 8
Coding region: 318-1487 (389 amino acids)
Cellular component (GO): membrane
Source: RefSeq, a predicted model, not a curated record